This is a messenger RNA of Talaromyces rugulosus, 876 nucleotides long. RefSeq lists its product as uncharacterized. The coding region runs from base 1 to 876 and encodes 291 amino acids. The record is from RefSeq and is a predicted model, not a curated record. The transcript is spliced from 2 exons. Lineage: Eukaryota; Fungi; Ascomycota; Eurotiomycetes; Eurotiales; Trichocomaceae.
AUGGUGAACCCAGGUCAUUUUAUAUAUCCGCCACCUAACAGUGAAACCGACGUUCAAAAGUACAACUAUCUCGACACGGUUAUUGUGUCCUGGGAGACUCUUGCCCAAAAUGUGACGCCCACUUACCUCAGUAUAUAUUAUUUUCUAAACGACGGAAAUGGGUGGCAACUUGGUUAUAAUCAGUCCGUGCCUACCGAGGGAUCGCGAAAAGUCGAUCUAAACAUUAUCGAAGCAGGUUACUAUGGCCAAUUCAAUUUGAUGUAUUGGCUUCCGAACAAUGGUGGGCUUGGAAAAUAUCUCAGCGAAUUCUUUACCGUGAAUCAUGAUAAAGAUAGUGAGCCAGUCAUUUGGGGGUCUACUUCGAGUGCUACUUCGAGCGCAACAACCACGUCAACCUCUUCAACAGCCACAUCUACACUAUCGACAUCCACACUAUCGACAUCCACACUGACAACAUCUACACUGGCAACAUCUACGCUGUCAACAUCCACGGUGACCACUUCAUUAAUCACGUCUACACUGGCAGCAACAGCUACUACGUUAGCUACUCCCGGGGCGGCUAGCGCCAGCACACCAGGGCAGGCAUCCACUGCUACCGGCGAGGGUUCACAAUCGUCUUCUUCUGGACUCAGUAAAGGAGCUAUUGCGGGUAUAGUAGUCGGCGUAGUCGCCGCAGUAUUAGCUGUGUUGGCUAUUGCAAUGUUUCUUUUCCGUCGAAGGAACAAGAGCCAUACACAAAUACGCGAUACCACGCCACGCGAGCUCGAUGAAAAGGUCAACGAGCAACUUAUACUCCAACCCGUUUCCGAGCUCCCAGCAACAAACCGAACGGCGGAGCUUUCGUCGUCACGGAUGGUUGCAGAGCUUCCAUCAUGA